AUGAAUAAAGAGGUUGUUGCACCUGUGCUUAUGUUUGUUAAGGAAUUAUCUUCUUCUCAUCCAUUUUGUUUCCUCCUCAAAGCAAAUCCAGUCAUUCAAUCGGAGAAGGAAAAGGUUUAUGUGAACGGGAAAUUCUGCAAGGAUCCAAAACUUGUAACUGAAAACGAUUUCUUCUAUGCGUCCGGGCUCAAUACACGAAACACUUCCAAUCAACUUGGUUCGGCUGUCAGUUUUGUCACUGUCAAUGAAAUUCCAGGGCUCAAUACUCUUGGCUUAGCCUUAGGUCGUGCUGAUUAUGCACCAAAUGGUGGUCUAUUCCCACUCCACACGCACCCCCGUGGCACCGAAACGCUAUUAGUUUUGGAGGGCACCCUCUAUGUUGGCUUUGUUACAUCGAACCCUGAUAAUCGACUAAUCAGCAAAGUGCUGAACCCAGGAGACGUUUUUGUGUUCCCCAUUGGACUCGUUCACUUCCAAAUAAAUAUUGGAAAGACAAACGCAGUUGCUUAUGGGUUUUUCAGUAGCCAAAACCCUGGUUUGAUUAUAAUUGCAAAUACUGUCUUUGGAUCCAAACCGCUCAUUAAUAUUAAUGUUCUCACCAAGGGCUUCCAACUGGACAAGAAGGUAGUGGAUUAUCUUCAGAAGCAGUUCGGGUGA
Molecule: messenger RNA, 657 nt
Organism: Dovyalis caffra
Lineage: Eukaryota; Viridiplantae; Streptophyta; Magnoliopsida; Malpighiales; Salicaceae
Source: the annotation of a GenBank genome assembly